GAGAUGACGUCACGCUGCAGAUGCGCUCAAGCGGCCGCAGUUUGAAACAACCAGGAAGAGAGAGAUUAAAAUUAACAAACAAACAAAUGAAUGAAUAACUAAAUACGCGACAGAGUAAAUACAUUCUGAGGAUGAUAAAAGGCUAUCUUUAGACCUCGUGAGGGAACCGCUGUGGCCAUGCCCCCGAUGAAGGACGCCCGGCUGGGGGCCUCCACCUUCUUUGCUUCGGCCCUCCCGCACGACAUCUGCGGCAGCAACGGCCUGCCGCUCACCCCCAACUCCAUCAAGAUCCUCGGGCGCUUCCAGAUCCUCAAGACUGUCUCGCACCCACGGCUCUGCCGGUACGUGGACAUCUCCAGAGGGAAGCACGAGCGGCUCAUUGUGGUGGCGGAACACUAUGAGCGAAGCCUGGAGGAUUUCCAGAGGGCAGGCAAACCAGUCAGUCAAGACAAGGUGCUGCAGGUGGCGUACGAGAUUCUGGAGGGCCUGGAGUUUAUGAACAAGCACGGCAUGAUGCACAGGGCGCUCGCACCACGCAACGUCCUUAUGGAUUGCCGGGGCAAUGUAAAGCUUGCCAAAUUUGGCCUGUACCACAUGACCAACCACGGUGCAGAUGUUGACUUCCCAAUCGGGUACCCCUCAUACCUGGCUCCAGAGGUCAUUGCCAAGGGCCCUUCUCGCCCCAGCGACUGCUCACACGGGGAGCUCCCUCGGCCGUCCGGACCCAAAGUGGAUGUGUGGUCCCUGGGCAUCCUGCUGUUUGAGCUGUGUGUGGGAAGGCGACUGCUGCAAAGUUUUGACAUAAGCGAGAGACUGAAGUUCAUUCUGACUUUAGGCUGCAUGGACGACAUCGUCACGGUGCUUGCUGAGGAGCACGGGUGUUUGGACGUCAUCAAGGAGCUGCCCGAAAAUGUUCUGACUUUAUUAAGGAAAUGCCUCACGUUUCAGCCAUCAAGACGGCCCACCCCGUCAGAGCUGCUCAAGGACCCUGCACUGCAGGAAGUCUCCCAUCUCUACACGCCCUUCCGCAAACCCGUGAGCCUGUUCUCCUCCUCCCUGCGCUGUGCCUACCUGGAGCUCCCAGAGGACAUCAGUGAGCUCUGCCAAGAUGAAGGAGAGGAGUACCUGGCGGAGAGGUCUAUCGAGGAGGUGUACCACCUGUGGUGCCUGGCGGGGGGUGACCUAGAGAAGGAGCUCACCAACAAGGAGAUCAUCCAGUCCAAACCACCCAUCUGCACACUGCCCAACUUCCUGUUAGAAGACGGCGAGUGCUUCGGCCAGGGGCGGGACAGGAGCUUCCUCCUGGAUGACACCACCAUCACCCUGUCCCUGUGCCAGCUCAAAAAUAGGCUGAAGGAUGUUACUGGGGAAGCGUAUUACCCACUUUUGGAUGAUGAGCAGUCCAGCCUCCCGCAGUCCAACAGCAGCUCCGAGCUGUCGGCCGCCGUCGCUCUGCCGCUCGUCAUCCGCGAGAGGGACACGGAGUACCAGCUUCUGCGCAUCGUCCUCUUCGACAGGCUCCUGCAGGCGUACCCUUAUAAGAAGAACCAGGUGUGGAAGGAGGCAAGGGUGGACAUCCCUCCCCUGCUGCGAGGCCUGACAUGGGCUGCAUUGCUGGGGAUCGAGGGGGAUAUCCAGGCCAAAUAUGAUGGGAUCGACAAGGACACUCCUAUUCCUACCGACAGGCAGAUUGAGGUGGACAUCCCACGAUGCCACCAGUACGACGAGCUGCUGUCGUCGCCACAGGGCCACAUGAAGUUCCGUCGGGUGCUCAAGGCCUGGGUGGUGUCCCAUCCUGACCUGGUCUACUGGCAGGGAUUGGACUCUCUUUGCGCACCCUUCCUGUACCUGAACUUCAACAACGAAGCUCUGGCCUACGCCUGCAUGUCUGCUUUCAUCCCCAAGUACCUGUACAACUUCUUCCUGAAGGAUAACUCGCACGUCAUUCAAGAGUACCUGACCGUCUUCUCCCAGAUGAUCGCCUUUCAUGACCCUGAGCUCAGCAACCACCUCAACGAGAUCGGAUUCAUACCAGACCUUUAUGCCAUUCCGUGGUUCCUGACCAUGUUUACACACGUGUUCCCGCUCCACAAGAUCUUCCACCUGUGGGACACGCUGCUGCUGGGCAACUCAUCCUUCCCAUUCUGCAUCGGCGUGGCCAUCCUGCAGCAGCUGCGCGACCGCCUGCUGGCCAAUGGCUUCAACGAGUGCAUACUGCUCUUCUCUGACCUGCCAGAGAUUGACAUUGAGCGGUGUGUGAGGGAAUCCAUCAACCUGUUCUGCUGGACCCCGAAGAGCGCCACCUACAGGCAGCAUGCUCAGCCACCCAAGGUCGCAGGAGACAACAAUGGCUUUGGCAAGACGCCCUCCUACUACUCGUCCGACUACCAGGACCUGCCCAAGACUGACCUGUCCCGUGAACCCCUCAAGCUAAGUGAGCUGAAGGCUGAGUCAUCCCCUCGCAUCUCCGCAGAAGACCUCAUUGACCUCUGUGAGUUGUCAGGGUCUGGACACUGCAAGGCCCCUACCAAGAAGACCAAGUCCAGCAAGCCCAAGAUCCUGGCUGUGGACAUCCGCAGUAGCGAGGACUUCAGUCGCGGCCACAUCCCCGGCAGCAUCAACAUCCCGUACAGCACAGCCUUCGGGCCGGACGGCGAACUGGUCCAGUGUCCAGCCACCAGCACGCUGCAGAGUUUUCGUGGCCGUGUCAUCGUGAUCGUGAGCCACGCCGUGAUGAGGGCCGCCACGUUCGCAGCCCACCUGGUGAAGGUCAACUACCCGCGCGUCUGCAUCCUGGAUGGAGGCAUCAACAAGAUGAAGUUCACCGGCUUGCUGACUGUGCCAUCCCCGCAAAUAUAAGCUGUCAAUCAUCUUCCGCUCAUGUUUUUCCAAGAACAGGCAUUUCAGACAAAUAGCUGUUGUUUCUGAAGAUCAGUUAUCAGGGGAAAAAAGUGAAGCAUCUUUGUUUUAUUUUUACAUUGACUUGAUUUAAGUAACUUCAGUUUUUUGUACAAUUUCAUAACUUCCGACUGUUGAUUUAUCAAUCAGUGGUUGACAACUUUAGGAACAUUUACUAAAUCCCUUCUCUUUCAUAGUCCACAAGUCUAUA
Messenger RNA from Scleropages formosus (Asian bonytongue), 3109 nucleotides. RefSeq names its product TBC1 domain containing kinase (gene tbck). The record is from RefSeq and is a predicted model, not a curated record. The coding region runs from base 178 to 2859 and encodes 893 amino acids. NCBI's taxonomy places the organism in Eukaryota, Metazoa, Chordata, Actinopteri, Osteoglossiformes, Osteoglossidae. The transcript has 26 exons. Gene Ontology annotation, biological process: protein phosphorylation; activation of GTPase activity. Gene Ontology annotation, molecular function: ATP binding; GTPase activator activity; protein kinase activity. Gene Ontology annotation, cellular component: nucleus.